AUGACGAAAUACCAAUGGAAACUCAAUCCCCACUUAUUACCGAAUACACCGACACGAAAAGCAAUAGAAACAUGCAAUCAUCAAUACUUCGAUACCAAUAAAACCCCAGACACUUCAUCCACUAUACAGUGGGAAGCCCAUAAAUGUGUCAUCCGAGGGGAAUUAAUUAAAUGGGGAUCCCACCUGAAAAGGGAGAAAUCCAAAACUAGAAAGAAACUAUAUCAAGAUAUUAAAACACUAGAAGAAUCCCACAAAACAUCUCUCUCAGAAUCAGAUUUUGCUAAGUUAAUGUCCCUAAGAUCAGAACUGAAAAUACUACCAAACGACACAACUAAAAAAGCUAUGCUGUGGUCCAAACAGAGAUAUUACACACACAGAGAUAGAUGCGGAAGACUUUUAGCUUCUGCGCUCAAAGAGCAACAACAACGCACUUACAUACCCAAAAUGAGAAGGGCAGACGGCACUUUGGCACAUACAGCUGAGGAUAUUGCUUAA
Pelobates cultripes (western spadefoot toad) is the source of this 495-nucleotide messenger RNA. NCBI's taxonomy places the organism in Eukaryota, Metazoa, Chordata, Amphibia, Anura, Pelobatidae. The record is from the annotation of a GenBank genome assembly.